AUGACAUUUCUCCUAGAUAAAGUGCUUGAACGGGUACGAACUGAGUUAAAGGACAGUUUGACCGAUUCUGUGAUCAAACAACUGUUGGAUGAUCUUAACGAUGAGAAGGUGUUCGGAGAAGAAGAAGUGGAGUCAAUCCUACAACAGAACCCACUCCAGGCUGAUCGGGCUCGCUGUUUGAUCGGCAGCGUUAAGAAGAAAGGCCCCAAGGCCUGCCAAAUCCUGUUAGAGAAACUACAAAAACGUGACAAGUAUGUGUACGAUAAACUGCAACUAGACGACUUGCCACCAGUUCUUGUUCCUGGAGUGGAAGAAGUCACUGCACGAGUCCCCGUGCCUCGUGCUAGACUUGUCCCAGCGGUUGCUCCUCGAAGCUCUCCUGUGCUUCAAAAGGCUGCCACUGCCAGUUCUCCAGUCUCCUCUGUGUCCACAGACCUGCCUCCUGGGUCACAGGCCUCAUGUUCCCUGCCUGUCCUGCCUUGGCCUGUGUCUCCUGUUUUCACGGCUGGGCCCUUUGAUGCAGGCUCUUGUGCUGACGAGAGCUCGGAGUGGUGCCCGGAAAUGGUGCCCGAUGGCCCAGAAAGCGCCCUGAAGAGGUCAUUUGAGGUAGAGGAGGCAGACUCCUCUUCCCACGUUUCCUCGACGCACAUCCGGCGGACACCCUCCAACAGCCAGUGCCGGAGCGUCCUCUCUCCAUCCAGCAGCCGGCACCAUGAGCUGGCUCCAACAGAACCAAGCCCCCCGACCUCUUCAGGCCCAAGGCCGGGACUCCAGAACUUGUGGGACGUCUCGUCCAGCAACAACGGCAAAGCGGCUGCCGGCUCAAACAGUGCUUGCAGUGCCCGCUUUGUCCUGAAGAAGCCAGAGAUUCUGGUCCAUGGCAAGGCACCUGAAACCCAAAAACACUCUGACGCGUUCAGCAGAACCCUGAACAGCGUCUCCCCAACUUCCCGGGCCCCCUCUACCCUCGGGUCCCACGCCAGCGCCAAACUACCCGAGACCAUGUUUAGGAAAAAUGAGCAGCCCAGUCAGGUUGACGAGUCGCGUCGGGCCGAGGUCAAAGGUCAAGAGAACUAUGAUCAUCCUGCUGUCACAACGAUGUGCGGGUCACCGAAUCCCGCCCGACAGAAGUCACCCGCCGCUGACGGACACACUGGCAGGAAUACGACAAAUGAGGAGCUGGAAAGCAUGUUGGAAAGUGACAAUCCAGCUAUUUUCACUUCGGGGAUCAUCAUGGACUCUAACAUCACCCAGCAGGCUAUGAACGAGAUCGAAACGCGGCACACCGAGAUCAUCAAGCUAGAGAACAGCAUCCGUGAGCUGCACGACAUGUUCAUGGACAUGGCCAUGCUGGUGGAGAGCCAGGGGGAGAUGAUUGACCGUAUAGAAUACAACGUGGAGCACGCGGUUGAUUACGUGGAGCGGGCUGUGUCGGACACCAAGAAGGCCGUGAAGUACCAGAGCAAAGCGCGGAGGAAGAAAAUUAUGAUUAUUAUCUGCUGUGUGGUUCUAGGGGUUGUUAUUGCUUCCACUGUCGGGGGGGUGUUGGCCUGAAAAGCUCACCGCUCACAACACACACCAGUGUCCCACAGCAAACCCACACAUACACACACUUGCACAGAAAAAUAACACAAACGCACUGCCCCUUGGCAGAGUGCCACUGAAACCGCUGUGGAGGAGGCCAGAGCUGCUUUUGUUCGCAUGAAG
Electrophorus electricus (electric eel) is the source of this 1707-nucleotide messenger RNA. The record is from RefSeq and is a predicted model, not a curated record. NCBI's taxonomy places the organism in Eukaryota, Metazoa, Chordata, Actinopteri, Gymnotiformes, Gymnotidae.